Molecule: messenger RNA, 2460 nt
Organism: Priapulus caudatus
Lineage: Eukaryota; Metazoa; Priapulida; Priapulimorpha; Priapulimorphida; Priapulidae
Product: jmjC domain-containing protein 4-like
Exons: 7
Coding region: 45-1745 (566 amino acids)
Biological process (GO): protein hydroxylation; negative regulation of gene expression; positive regulation of translational termination
Cellular component (GO): nucleus; cytoplasm
Molecular function (GO): sequence-specific DNA binding; histone H4R3 demethylase activity
Source: RefSeq, a predicted model, not a curated record
GCCCUUAACGAGCGUUUCUGUAACUUACUCACUGAUUUUGAUCUAUGCCAUUAUAUGUUAUACUUAUAGGUCUAAUGAUUAUGUCCGUUAUUAACAGUACCAUAAAAUCUCUUGAUUUUCUAUCGAAUUUAGAAUCUUUUAAAUUUUCCAGAUCCGAUAGCAUAGAUGGAAUUCCUUACAUUGACUUACCUAUGCUAUUUAGUGAAUUUUGCCAACAGUUUUUAAUAACAAAUACACCGUGCUUGCUAGGCGAUAGGCUGACGUCUAUGUGGCUUAGCAGACGGGAGUGGGUAAACUGCGAUGGUACACCGAAUUUGGAAUUUAUUGAGAAAACGUUUGGAUCAGCAGUAGUAUCUGUGGCCAGCUGCAAUGAGCAAAAGUUUUAUUCACACCAAAAGCAGGACAUGACAGUAUCAGGUUAUGUGGAUUACUGGAGGGCAUUCAUUGCAAGUGGAUAUCCUGCAACAAUGCCCUGUCUCUACCUCAAGGACUGGCAUUUUGUGAGAGAGUUUCCACACUAUGUAGCCUAUGAGACACCUGCUUACUUCUCAUCCGAUUGGCUGAACGAGUUCUGGGACAGUUUGCCCGACAAGAAAGAUGACUACAGAUUUGUUUACAUGGGGCCGAAGGGAUCUUGGACCCCCUUCCAUGCUGAUGUGUUCCGUUCCUAUAGUUGGUCAGCUAAUAUCUGCGGUCGCAAAAAGUGGAUUCUGGUGCCACCUGGACAAGAGGAAUGCUUGCGGGACUGCAAUGGCAACCUGGCCUAUGAUCUCGAUUCACCAGAUCUGAACGACAACAAACUUUUUCCUAACCACCCAGAGCUGAUUCAGAAGUUUGAGGUGAUUCAAGAAGCUGGUCAGCUGAUAUUUGUACCAAGUGGAUGGCAUCAUCAAGUCUGGAAUCUGGAAGAUACGAUAUCCCUUAACCACAACUGGGUAAACGGCUUCAACAUUGACAUCAUGUGGAACAUGCUGCAGGCAACCCUCAUAGAGGUGCAGCAUGAGAUAGAGGAUGUCAGCGACAUGGAGGGCUGGGAACAACAAUGUCAGGUGGUCUUGCAAGCUUACAGUGGCAUCGACUACUUCAAUUUUGCCAACCUUCUCACAGCGAUUGCACGGCACAGACUGAAGCGACUCAAGACGUUAUGCCGGCUAGCUCGCUGUUGUGGCUGUGACAGCUAUAUGCCCAAUGAUGUGUCAUGCACUGGGGACCACGCACCACAACCUGUGCUGCCAACCAGCAGCACGUGUGAACGGGGAGAGGAAAGAGAAUGUGAUUGUUGGCAUGCUGGAGAACCCAGCCCUGAUAGCUGUGAGCAAUGUCAGGGUCCUACGAGUAAGGAAGUGGAUCAUGAAGGUCAUGAUCGAGAAGAAGUGCAGGUGCAAGGUCAUGAGCAGAAAGCUGCACAGCUGCGAGGUCGUAAGUGGGAGGAAGAGAAACAUCUAGGGCAUGAUCGAGAAGAAGUGCAGUGUGGCAUUCAUGAGGGGCCAGAUAGAGCUGGGUGCAACAAAUGCAGCAACAAGUUACAACACCCCAAUGCCAAGUCACCCACCUUGUCACCACAUCACCUCCUGUUCGACUUGGGAAGAACUUAUCAACACCUGAAGCUACUACUUGCAAGCGCUGACUUUCAGCUCGUGGCACCGUCUAGUGAGGAUAUAGCUCAGUCACCUGAAGAAUGUUUACUGGAUAUGACUGUCACAUUAAAUCAGUUUUACUGCAGUGAUUGUUUCAAGAAGCUCUAGUCGUGUUGAGGUGGUGUCUCUUGCGGCACCACCAUCACCGACGUGCAUUAAGUGAACGUCUUCACUGAUUUUAUUUUAUUUUGUUUCAAUCAUGUCAGAGCUUUCUGAAAACUUUUCUUCAUUUUUAACGAAUUCAAAUGUCUUCCAGAGGAAUCGCUAUAUUCUUAUGCAAUAUAUUGGUAAAUUGUUGGUGCUUUAAGCCAUAAUUUCGAGAAUUAUCUACUGUUUUCUCAACUUUUAUGAUACCUACCGUUAUUGCUUGAGUAACACCAACUGUCUUGAAUUACGAUAAAAUGUAUAUAAUUAGAACCUUCAUAUUCACCAAAACUUGAAGUUUUGAAUUCGUUUGAUUACCACCGCCCUUUCUUGUAAUCUUGGACCAGUUAGUAGCGCCAGCUAUCGUCCAUAGACUUACACGUUGCUCACACAAUCUUGUUAGCACAGGCAAAUUACAAGUUGACACGUUUAACAAAUCUCGCGACUUGAUGUUAUUUUCGUUGUGUUACGAUGUGUUCGUAUCCCAUUUUCUAUGCUAUGACUGCAUAAAAUCUUAGUGUUUUUCAAAUUAGUGUAACCAGUGAUAUAUCCGCUGCGAGGUGAGACUAUAUUUUGUUAUAUUUUAUUCGGAUUUAGCAAGAAUCUCGCAAAUAUUCCUUUAAUGAGAAAUGUCAAGAAUUUCUACCUGUUCUAAAAUCAUGCUUUUUAUAUUAGUCGA